AUGCCAAGCUGCAGUGACAACAUUAACCGUCCACCGCCAAAUGAGGAGGAGGAGGAAAGAGUCCGGACAGAUGAGCAGGCUGAUUCCAGUGGAGAGCAGAGGCAAGAAGAGGGGGCUGCUGCCGAGGACGAGCAAAAAGUGCAUGACAACCUCCAGCAGGUGAUACUGCUAACACACCUCAUGAGCAGACAGCCACAUCUGCUGCUGCAGCUGACCCAGCUCCUUCAACAGCUGCUGGCUCUACUGCAGUUUCUACCAGUGGUGCUAUACCCUCUGCUGGUCAACCUAACCUCAGUCUCGCCACUCAGCCUGAGGCCUUCUCUGCCUCCACACAGCUUGCCGCCUUCUCUGCAUCCACACAGCCUGCAGCCUUCUCUGGCUCGACACAGGCUGUGGGCCUAUCUGUUUAACCCACUGGCCCUACCCCUGAGGUGCCUGAAGGACAGCUGCGCUGCAGGACUGGCAAAAACGAAGUGGCGUGCUGAAUCUCCUGUCACUGCUGCCCCACAGGCUAUCAAGCCAAAGCCAUCAGCCCAGAAGCAGCUUUUAGCAUCCUGCUUCUGGUCCUAUGUUUGUCUUCCCCCAAGCAACCUCUGUCUGUUCUCAAGCCCCAGCCACUUUCACUUUGUUUGCUGUUAUGACACUUGCAUAAUGUGCCCCCCAUUCUCCUGUUGCCCCUUUUGCUCCAUCAGCACCUCCCCCUCCACCUGCCAGUGGUCGCCCUGCCUUGAAGGCAAGGUUUGACAAGAGGAGGGUGGGGUUCAACACUUGCAGGAAGUGUGGACAAUUCAGGACUGCAGAGACUGGGCAGAGCCAAUAUCAGGGCAUUAUCUACUACCCCAAUACAGAGACAAUGCCUAAAGAGCUGU
Molecule: messenger RNA, 869 nt
Organism: Thunnus maccoyii (southern bluefin tuna)
Lineage: Eukaryota; Metazoa; Chordata; Actinopteri; Scombriformes; Scombridae
Exons: 4
Coding region: 1-744 (247 amino acids)
Source: RefSeq, a predicted model, not a curated record